AGAUGACAACACAUAUUGAAAUGAUUUACUAAAGCGUUACUACUUACUUUUAUAUCUCUAGAUCAUGAAUUUUGGAGUUUUUUUUUUUUUUUUUUUAAUAUCGAAAAAAAUUCUCUUAUUUUUUUUUUUAUUAAUAUGACAUUGACUCAUUCUAUUACAAACUUGCAAAAUCUAUUCAUGCCACAUGCUCAUGCAAAUGGAUAAUUAUACAUAUAACUACUUUUACAAUAUUACUGACUGUUAACAAUUACAUCAAUAUUAAAAUCAACAAAAUGUAAAAAAGGAUAAAAUGUUUGUAUACACAUAAAAACUAAUUAAACUGCAUCCUUGAAUAUUUUUCAAAAUAGAUUUUUUUAAUUUUUACUAUAAACAUUUUUAAAAAAAAUUUUUAUAGAAUUUAUUUUUAUAAAUUUUUUUCUUUAUCGUAAAAAUUUUUAUUGAUUUUAAAACAAUUUUUUUUGGACAUUAUAUUUUUUAAAAAACAAGAAUUUUACUUCUCACAUAAUAACAAAUAUUUUUCAAAAAUAUUCAAACCAAUUUUGGGAAAAAAUAAAAAUUUUGAAUAACCUCUUUCAAUUGUUUUUUUUUUUAAUGAAUUUCUAACCUUUUUGAAAGGGAAAUUUUUUUUACUUUAUUUUUAUCAUAAAAAAAAGGUUGAAAAUUAAAAAUGUCUGAAAAAAAUAGCAUCUGUUGUGAUGAAGAAUUUUCUACAGAUUUUUCUACUAACAUUAAAGUACAAAAAGUACCUUUAUUACUUAAACAAGUCCCUAAAUGGUCUGGUAUAGCAGUAAAAGAUGCUCAAAUGUAUCAAAUUUCAAUGCAAGAUUUUAAGGACAAAUAUCUAAUUCUUCUAUUUUAUCCUUGUGAUUUUACCUUUAUUUGUCCAUCAGAAUUAAUUCAAUUUAGUGAUCGAAUAGAAGAAUUCAGAAAUAUUGGAGCAGAAAUUGUUGCAAUUUCAACAGACUCGAAAUUUGCACAUUUUGUAUGGACAACAACUCCACGUAAACAAGGUGGAAUUGGAGAAAUUAAUAUUCCACUAUUGGCGGAUAAAAAUCAAAGAAUUUCAAAAGAUUAUGGAGUUUUAGAUGAAAAUUUAGGAACACCAUUGGGAGCUCUAUUUAUAAUUGAUAAUAAACAAAUUUUACGACACAUUACAAUAAAUGAUCCAGCAAUUCCACGAUCAGUGGAUGAGGUAUUGCGUGUAAUUAAAAAUUCACAAUUUAUUGAUAAACACGGUGAAAUAUGCCCGAUGGGAAUAAAGGAAAAAUCACAUUUACCAAUUAAUGAUAAUCGUCAAGAUUUUUUUCAAAUUUAAAUUCCAAUUUUCAAUUAAAAUUAAAAUUAAUAAAGAAAAUAUUUAAUAUCCAAUUCUAAAUGAAAAUUUUAAAAUUGUAAAUUUACUAUUAAAUUUAUAUUAAAUAUAAUUAAAUUCAAUCUAAUAAUUCUUUUUUUAAG
Molecule: messenger RNA, 1455 nt
Organism: Leptopilina boulardi
Lineage: Eukaryota; Metazoa; Arthropoda; Insecta; Hymenoptera; Figitidae
Product: peroxiredoxin-2-like
Exons: 2
Coding region: 668-1315 (215 amino acids)
Biological process (GO): hydrogen peroxide catabolic process; cell redox homeostasis; response to oxidative stress
Cellular component (GO): cytosol
Molecular function (GO): thioredoxin peroxidase activity
Source: RefSeq, a predicted model, not a curated record